Messenger RNA from Miscanthus lutarioriparius, 372 nucleotides. The record is from the annotation of a GenBank genome assembly. Lineage: Eukaryota; Viridiplantae; Streptophyta; Magnoliopsida; Poales; Poaceae.
AUGGCGGUGGGAAAGCUGGGACAGCUGAUGACGAGGCUGCACCUGGCGAGGAGCCGACCGCCGUCGACCGCCGUCGCCAUCGGCGGCGGACGUGCCGCGGGGCCACCUGGCGGUGUACGUGGGCGAGGGGCGGAAGCGGCUGGUGAUCCCAACGGCGUGCCUGAGCCACCCGGCGUUCGUGACGCUGCUGAAGCGGGUGGAGGACGAGUUCGGCUUCGACCACCGCUGCGGCGGCCUCACCAUCCCCUGCGCGUCGGAAGGCGACUUGGUCGACAUCGUCAGCGCCGCCGUGGACGACCACCACCACCAUCACCGAUGAGUGAUGAUCGUGCCCGUGCCGAUCGAGUCGGUCGAUCGAGCUCUGAUCGUUAG